UGGUUAGAAUGACGCUUCCAUUCAAAUGUGUGAGGGUGAGAGAGUAUCUCAAAAGUAAUAAUGUGCAAUAAUGUGCACGGUGCGUAUCUCACGUAAAAGAAAUAGACACAAAAACAUUUUUUUAUGAUUAAAAGAGAGAAUUGAUAUUAUAAAACGGAGAUGAGAUAUGUGAAGAUUCACAAUGCGAUUUUCUAAGUCAUUAGAUAAACAAAUCAACGAGUGUUGUUUUGGCAUUCACGAGCAAAGUGACCUUCCUAGCCACAGGAGAAGCAACCACCACAGCCACCGCCUCCUCAACGACAUCCGUCGCCUGAUUAACCGUAGGUGCCGCCUCCUCCACCAUAGCCUCCGCCACCUCCUCUACAGCUGCCACCAUAGCUUUCACCACCUCUGCCUCUGUAGCCACCAGAUGGCAACCUCCGCCCCUGCCUCCAUAGCCAUCACCAUGGCCUUCGCGGCCUCCUAUGUCGCCUCCCACACCGCCGCAAACUGUGAUAGUGUUUCCUUUGGAGCCGAAAAUGUCCACGGCCUUCGUAGGACCAUUGCUACGUGCGUCCACGGUGAACUCGACAUUCUCUCCUUCACAGAGGACAUGAUAUCCAUCAGAUAUGAUGCCGGAUUGGUGGAAGAAAAGAUCACGGUUACCGUCAUAGGAUGGGUUGGGUAGUCAUGAUGUUUUUUUGUCGACUGAAAUUUGUUGGUCUGGUCUGGUCUGGUUUGGUAAAUGUCUAGUCUCUGUGUAUUUUAUAACUACGAAAGUCUAGUUCUGUCUGGUUUGAUCUUGUCUGGUCGGGUCUGGUCUGAGACUGAAAACAGUCUAGAAGAAAACAUCAUGAGUAGGAGAUGAACACAGGACUCGCGGAGGAAGGAUAUAUAGGUGUUGAGGAAAAGGCAAUUGGGGGAGAUGACACUUGGAGAGGAAGAUCGGGGACACAUGUUACUUAUUUCAGAGCGUUUUUUUUCAACGCGCACGGCGUGUGUGCCUUGUUUGCACAACUGUGUGUGACCUUGAGAGAUCAUGGGUUUCUAAUUUAAAUUAAGUGUGCACGACUUGCGUGCUUCAGGCGCACGACAUUCCCGCUUCAGGCGCACGGCGUGUGCACCUCAAUUUUGUUUUAAAUUGGGAAGAAAUUGAGGUGAGGGACAUGUGUAACACUUUACACUUUGCAUUUUGAUCUAGCAAAUCGUUUUCCUCAUUCACUUCAUUCCUUUAUAUAACAGCAUACAUGUUUUUUAAUUAAUUUAAGAAAGGAUGGACGAGAUCAAGAUAUUCUAUAUUUCAAAUGAGAGACUUAAAUGAGAUGGAGAAAUGGAAGUAUACUAAUACUAGGUAGGGUGGGUUGGGUAGUGAGUAGGAGAUGAAGAGAAGGCCGGUAGAAGAAGGAUAUAUAGGUGUUGAGGAAGAGGCAAGUGGGGGAGUUGACACUUGGAGAGGAACAACGGGGACACAUGUUACUUGUUUCAGAGCAUUUUUUUUUUUAUUUUUCAACGCGCGCGGCGUGUGUGCUUGUCAGCUUGUGUGCACAACUGUGUGCGGCCUUGAGAGCAUCGGUUUUUAAUUUAAAUUAAGCGCGCAUGGCGUGCAUGUGUACCUCAAUUUUGUUUUGAAUUAGGAAGAAUUGAGGUGAGGGACAUGUGUAACACUUUACACUUGCAUUUUGAUCUAGCAAGUCAUUUUCCUCAUUCACUUCAUUCCUUUAUAUUAUCGAUCGCACUCCACUGACUGGACUCUUAC
Molecule: messenger RNA, 1735 nt
Organism: Cuscuta europaea
Lineage: Eukaryota; Viridiplantae; Streptophyta; Magnoliopsida; Solanales; Convolvulaceae
Source: the annotation of a GenBank genome assembly